CUAGUUAUUUCGAUACAAUUUUUACUCUCUUUAAAUCGUGCACAUUUUCGACGCCCAAACAAAAUACUACAUUAACUACAUUACCCAAAGUGCUAUUGAGAACUCCACGCUGUAACCAUGGAAACUGGAAACAGUAGCCAGUGUUUGGCGCCGUCUGCUGGUGGUUUUCUGAAACAGCAGCCUUGAGAAUGGAAACCGAAAGUGAAGUGAAGAGUAAAGCAGGAAAACAGGGCCGUCUGCAGCUCCAGCGCUUCCGGACGGAAUCUUUCUAAUGUUCCUGCUGUGAAAGAACUUUAACAGUGAUAAAGAAAUGAGUCGACUUCAUGAGGAAGUGGAGUUGGAAAAAUGUGUCAGGCGACUGAGAGAGACGUUUCAUGGACAAAUUCCGAUCGACAAGGCGACAUUACUCAUGCGCCGAUACAGGAACAACUACCAGCUGGUAGCGAAGGAGAUCAUCCUGAUGAAAGACCGAGACCUGGACGAUGACGACAGAUGGUCUCUGGCAAACGAUUCUACUGUAAAGAACGUGGUUGAGAAACUGCAGAAUGAGGAACGAGAAAAGGAGAAAAGAAAAGACGGACAAUCAGGAGCCGGUAACGAUCCUAGGGGCUCUAAGAAAUCUAAAGCAAACAAGGGGCCUCAAGAGGACAAAGACAUACAGGAGCUUGGGAAGAAAUUGCAUCACCUGCCUCUGACAGAGAAGAAUAAGCGCAUGUUCGAUCGUGUGCAGGAGAACCAAAUGCCCUCCGUCGAUCUCCAGUUCGCCUGCGAGAUUUGCGACAAGAGCUGGUGGAGACGAGUCCCUGUGAGAAAGCCGGUGUCUCGCUGUCGCGGGUGCAAACGGAAAUACGACCCUGUGCCACUAGGCAAGAGGUGGGGCAUCGGGGAGUUCAUGUGCCCUCGCUGUGCUCGAUCUUUCAAGGGGUUCGGCCGAAUGGACGUGGGGUCUCCGUGUUAUGGCUGUCGCUUCAUUGUUAAGCCAUCGUGCAUCCUGCCUCCACGCAAAAACUUGUUGGACCCAGGCAUGAGGAGACGACACCCGCACAGCUGCCUGGCCGAGGACUGCUUUAACAGACAGGAGCCUCACGUUCCUGGUACAGAGUGCGUGCACCCGGUCAGCAGGAAGAAGAACGGUAAGCCGCAGGUGGUGCACCCCAGCGAUCGCCACAUCAGCAGCGGCUCCACGGUGAACACCUGCCUGAGUCAGGGAAGCCUGAUGGAGGAUUUGUUUGACAUCAUCAUGGAAGACAUCCACGAGGAGGAAGAGAGCGACAACGACGACUCAGGAAGCAGCACCAGCAGCUGAAGGGAAUGCCAGUGUGCGUCCACAGCUCAAAACCUUGGCCCUUAAGCACUGACCCAAAGACGUUUGAUCAUUGUAAAAUUCAUCUAAUGUGAAACUAAAUGUGGCACAGUGCAGGGAGUAGUGUUUCAAAGAAGCAGCGAUAUCUCUAGGAAUUUUGAAGAUAUUAUGAGUUAUUUUCGGGCUGGUGGUUUGUAAUUGUUCUAUAAUCUUAAGGGAUCUCUAUCUGUGUAAACAUGCUCGAUUGACACCUAUGCAAUCUUUUUUGUGCCUAACACAGAAUAAGGUCGUAUUGUAUGUCAGCAAAUAUUAUUUAUUUCCCGAUUCAGUCAACAAUCCAUAUGCUUUUCUAUCAAGGGCAGUUUAGCUGAAGAAAUAUCAGCAAGUGUGUCAUGUGUUGCCUUGCCACAAAAAAAAGUGCACUUAAAAAGUGAAAUCACCUUCAAACUGUUCUCGUAGUUAGUUAAGUCAUAAGCAAAUGUUGAGGCUGAUGAUUUUGGUAAUAUGCAGCCAGGGAAACAUAUGCAGUUUUGCAUCUCUUCUUUUAAUCACUUCCUGCUUUUAAAUCACUUCCUGCUUUUGUAGGUUAGUGUGACAGUGUAGUAGGGUUUCAGACAGCAUCCUUCCAUACUUACAUAACAUUGCUUAGAAAUGCUUUGCUGGGAUUGAAAUAUAUAUAUAUAAAACAUAUGCGUCAGAGGUUUUAAACAUUUCAUACGAUUGAAGAGUCAUUUCUAGAUUUUAUGAAGACCGCAAGUGUUAUUCUGUUUUAUUAAGAGAGUAUAAAGCAGUGAAUAUAUUGCUAGAGUUUAUCUAUUGGAAAUUGUACUCUUGAACAGCUGUUUUUGUUGUACAUUGCUGUUAAUUUAAAACCCACACAAUAUACCAGCUGAAGCACAAAAAAAAAAAGCCUUUGAGUUCUGCUUUGA
This is a messenger RNA of Ictalurus furcatus (blue catfish), 2232 nucleotides long. RefSeq names its product shiftless antiviral inhibitor of ribosomal frameshifting (gene shfl). Gene Ontology annotation, molecular function: sequence-specific mRNA binding; ribosome binding. The transcript is spliced from 11 exons. Bases 311 to 1306 code for a protein of 331 amino acids. Gene Ontology annotation, biological process: viral translational frameshifting; innate immune response. Lineage: Eukaryota; Metazoa; Chordata; Actinopteri; Siluriformes; Ictaluridae. The record is from RefSeq and is a predicted model, not a curated record.